AUCAUAUUACAUCAUAUGAAAUUGAUAUGGAACUCGAGGAUCUAGGUUCUAAAAUAUCAACAUAAAACAUGCACGGAAAUACGGAUAUGUGAGGUUUCCUUUUUGCUUCUGUUUCUAUGCUUCCGUUAUUGCUCUGAAGGAACUGAAGAUUUUUUCCAUAAAAAAUGUAUUUAGAAGAAAAUAUAACACCAGAUGAAAAAGCUGCUAUUGAAGAACUGAAAAGACGAAUGGAAAAUGAGAUAACUCCUAAAAUGCGGAAAGAUAAAUCACUUUAUUAUCGAUUUUUAAAAGCACGUGACUUUAAUAUUAAAAAUGCAGAAGACAUGUUAAGAAAGCACAUCGCUUGGAGAAAAGAAUAUCAAGUGGACACGAUUUUGACGGAUUAUAAACCACCAGAAGUACUGUUGAAAUAUUUUCCUGUCAGUUUGAUUGGCUGUGACAAAGAGGGAUCUCCUUUACUUUAUCAUGACAUGGCCGGUGAUGAAAUAGGUAUUUUAAGUUCAGCAAAGAAAAUAGACUUAAUAAAAUACAGUAUUUACCUAUAUGAAAAUCUUUUGGAGUUAAUGGACGAACAAAGUAAAAAGCUUGGCAAAAUAAUAAUGACUUCAGUGAAUAUUUACAAUUGUGAAAAUCUUACAUUCGCCAAAGUAACUAACAAAAAGUCCCUAGAAAUGUUUAUGUUGGGAAUUAAUGUGUUCCAAGACAAUUAUCCUGAACGAAUAAAACUCAUAAUUGAUAUUAACACUUCAAGAUAUUUCCCUAUCUUGUUUAAUUUCACCAAAUUAGUAAUUGCUCCUGCGGUCUUCAAAAAAAUUAAAAUUUUUGGCAGAGAAGGCUGGCAAGAAGUUCUUCUAGAUAUUGUUAAUGCUGAUGAGCUACCAGCAUUUCUUGGUGGUAAAAAGACUGAUCCAGAUGGAAAUCCUCUUUGCCACAGUUUUGUAGUGCACCCACAGGAGGUGCCGAAACAUUACUAUUUGAAAAAAUCAGAGAAGAAAUUCUCGAAAUCUGCAGAAGCCGAGAAACUGAUUCUCUAUCCUUUUUCAAAAGAAAAGCUUACUUUUGAAAUAAAGAAUGCACAUUCAUUUUUAGAAUGGGAGUUUGAAACAAAAAACAGAGAUAUUGGAUUUGGCCUAUGUUUCAAAGAAAACUCUGAAAGUGAGCCAGUGGAAUUAGUACCAAAUCAAAGAAUAGACACCUACUAUGAGUCGGAAACAAGAAUGUAUAAAUGUGAAAAACCGGGUAUUUAUGUGAUUAGUUUUGACAAUUCAUACAGCUGGUUAUAUCCUAAGGAAAUAUAUUACAAGAUUCGAGUUCUUCCUCCUGGCGAAUUGGAAAAAGAAUGUAAUUAGAUUUUUGAAACAAGCUUCUACAGCAUUUCUGUGUAUAUACACAUCGGAAUCCUUAUUCUAUUAUAUGGAAUAUAUUUAUUAUGCAAUGUAUAUUUUGUAAGAGUUUUUAAAAGAAAUACUGAAAAUGAUUCAAAAUUAUUUUUCUGGUGUAAAAAAAUUGAUUUCUUAAUAAAAGCCGUUGUU
This is a messenger RNA of Argiope bruennichi, 1532 nucleotides long. Its product is annotated as SEC14-like protein 2. The transcript has 13 exons. Gene Ontology annotation, cellular component: cytoplasm. Lineage: Eukaryota; Metazoa; Arthropoda; Arachnida; Araneae; Araneidae. The coding region runs from base 165 to 1349 and encodes 394 amino acids. The record is from RefSeq and is a predicted model, not a curated record.